AUGCGCACACUCUCCUCCCUUGCUCCCUCCCUCUCAGCUGACUCCAGCAGCAGCAGCAGAGAGAGGCAGGAGGCAGGGCAGCUCCCCCUCUGCAGUCACGAGCUACCUGCGGCGAGAAUAUCCCAGCAUGGCAGCAAGCGAGUGAGACCCGACAAUGGCUACCGGACAGCGCAGUUCGUCUUGAUGAGGGGUUUCAAGAUUAGCUGUACAGCCACUAACUCCCAGCGCAGCACCCCGGUCUGCUCACCUGUCCUCCGUAAGCGCUCCCGCUCCUCCACGCCUCUGCACAUCCCCAGCAGCACCAUGGUGGAGAAGGGUUCGGACCAGGGCACGGACCGCUCUCCCACGUCCCCUGACCAGCCGCACCAAGGCCCUCACCACCAGCGCUCCCUCUCCCAACCCCUGCACACGAACCACCACAACAGCAACAGCGGCCGCUCUGGGGGGAAGAACUCUAGGUCUCACAAGCGGCACACUAAAUCUGACAAGUCAAACCUGGUUAAAAAGAGCCAGAGCUGGUACAAUAAAGAAGAAUUCCAGGAAACUGGUAUCUGCAGACAGGGACAGGAGACUUUCUGA
Knipowitschia caucasica is the source of this 579-nucleotide messenger RNA. Lineage: Eukaryota; Metazoa; Chordata; Actinopteri; Gobiiformes; Gobiidae. The record is from the annotation of a GenBank genome assembly.